AUGAUCAGUUCCAAUUUUUUGGAUAUUUACAAGAGGAAUAGAGUCGCUAUUCUGAGAGCUUCAACUGUGGUGCUUUUAUACUCGACUUUUAAAAAUAGUAUGGCCAACGACAAUUAUAAGAGAACAAGAAGUGAUAAACGUGAACGGAAGAGACGAAAAUCUAAUAUUGAAGAUCAGAAUCCUCAAGAAAUACAAUUAAUAGAUAUCGAAGAUGAAGAGAACAAUGAGGUGAGAAAUAGUACAUCAAAUGAAGAAAAUCAACGUCUGUCUAAUAAUUUUCUAUUUAGGCUGAUACUAAAGGAUAAGAAAUGCCUCCUUUUAUUUUUAGUUCAGUCAGUAUUACUGGUUUUAAGAACUGUUUUGACUCUGCAUGUUGCAACUUUGGAUGGUAAAUUAGUAUCUGCUUUAGUGAAGGCGAGAUACCUGGAUUUUUUAAAGAUAUUAUUGGGGCAAUGGAUGACUUUGGGUAUUCCAGCAAGUUUUAUCAAUGCUUCAAUUCAAUAUGUCACUAAAUUAUGCGCAAUAACAAUCAAUAAACAAUUAUCUAAUCAUUUACUGGAUAAAUAUUUAAAAAAUUACAAAGUAUUCUAUUCAGUGGUCACAAACUCGAAUGGACCCCCAGAACCAUUGAAUAAUAGUGAAGUGUCUGAUAAUCACAAUGUAGAUAACGAUAACGAUCAUAAGGAGGGAGUUAAAAAGGUAAGUCUCAAAACACCUGAAAUUCAAGAUCAUUUGACUCGUGAUAUCUACCAAUUUUCAACUAACUCAUCAAUGCUUCUAAAUCAACUUUUAAAGCCAACUUUAGAUUUAUUACUUUGUUCAUUCAAAUUAUUAACCGGUAAUACUACCAUGAUGGGUGAGAGCACACUAGUAUUGGGGUUAAUUGUAAAUUUUUCAAAUUCAUUCUUAAGAUUAAUACAACCUAAUUUUACACAAUUAACUAUGUUAAGAUCGUCAUUAGAAAGUUGGUUUAGAACUCUUCACUCGAAUAUACGCUCCAAUAAUGAAGAAAUCGCUAUUUUAAGAGGCCAGGAUAAAGAAUUAACUAACCUAGAUUAUUCUUUUUACCAAUUGGUUCUAUUUUUAAAUAGAGAAAUUAAAGAAAGAGCUUUAUAUGAUUUUGCAACUACAUUUGUAAUUAAAUAUACGUGGGGCGUAGCAGGUUUGAUUUUAUGCUCAAUACCUAUAUUUUUUGGAGAAAAAGAUUCUAAAGGUAAAAUGAUGAACAGAGAUGUUAUUGCAGAAUUUAUAACAAAUAGACGUCUACUAUUAACAGCAUCUGGUUCUGUUGGAAGAUUUGUUGAGUUGAAACGUAACGUACAGCAGCUUAGAGGCAUUUGGAUGAGAUUGAAUAGUUUCAAUAACUCAUUGGAAUACAACACAGCAAUUGACUCUAAAAUAGAUAAUGCACUUGAAGAUCAGUUAAUUUCAUAUGACAAUAGUAAAAUAGAAUUCAUUAACGUUCCUCUAAUCACACCAGCUGGCCAAGUUUUAGUCCCAGAAUUAAAUUUCAGGUUAGAGCACGGAAACCAUUUAUUGAUUAUUGGUCCAAAUGGAUGUGGUAAAUCGUCAUUAUUCCGUAUUUUAGGUGGUUUAUGGCCAGUAAGACAAACACUUGUUGAAGGACAUGAAACAAAAUUAAUCAUGCCAUCUAGAAACUCCGAAAACGAAUGCACUGUCUACUAUUUACCACAAAGGCCAUAUAUGGGCAAUAGAUCCACUUUUAGAGAACAGAUAAUCUAUCCAGAUUCUAUUGAACAAUUUGAAAAGAGAUUUCAAGGUAAUUACAUGAAAGGUGAUGAGUUUUUAAUGGAAAUAUUAAAGAUUUUAGAUCUUGAUGACUUGAUCAGUGAGAAUAUGUCACUUGUGUUAGCAAAACGAUCUAAGAUUGACUUUGUUAAUGAAACAAACAAUACGGUUGAGAUUAAAGAUAGUUUUGAUUUAAUAAGAAAUUGGUCGGAUGAGUUAUCAAUAGGUAUACAACAGCGUUUAGCAAUGGCCAGAAUGUAUUAUCAUAAACCUAAAUUUGCAGUUUUAGAUGAAUGUACAUCUGCAGUAUCCCCACUUAUGGAGCAGCGCAUGUACGAAAAUGCUCAAAGGUUUAAUAUUUCGCUGAUCUCUGUCUGUCAUAGAACAAGUUUAUGGCAUUUCCAUAACUAUUUGUUGAAAUUCGAUGGACUAGGUGGAUAUAAAUUUGGAGAAUUCAACCCAGUUGAGAGACUAUCGAAUGAAGAGAAACUCACUGAAUUAAAUGUAAUUUUAAACCAACAGACUCCAAUAUGGGAAAAAAGAUUACAAGAACUAACAGAAGCUAGAAAAUCUAACAUUAUCAGGAAAUCACAAACUGACUUAAAGGCAAUGGAAGAUUUACAAAAAGAUUUCAAUUAUAGACCAAGAAGUCCUGUCAAACUCCUGAUGAUGAAUGAAAAGGCCAGAAACUCUUCUACAUCAUUGCCUUCUAGUGGUCGUACAGCAUUAAAAAAUAAUAUAUCGAGUAAAAAGAAUUCAAAAUUGAGGAAAGAAUCUUUAAAAUCAACAGAAAAGCAGAAAAAGUAA
Molecule: messenger RNA, 2556 nt
Organism: Tetrapisispora phaffii CBS 4417
Lineage: Eukaryota; Fungi; Ascomycota; Saccharomycetes; Saccharomycetales; Saccharomycetaceae
Gene: PXA2
Product: ATP-binding cassette long-chain fatty acid transporter PXA2
Exons: 1
Coding region: 1-2556 (851 amino acids)
Biological process (GO): peroxisome organization; very long-chain fatty acid catabolic process; long-chain fatty acid import into peroxisome
Cellular component (GO): peroxisomal membrane
Molecular function (GO): ABC-type transporter activity; ATP binding; ATP hydrolysis activity
Source: RefSeq, a predicted model, not a curated record